AUGCCAUCAGACGCAAAGACCAUUCCUGGAAGAUACGAUUUCCAAACUCUUUACAACAAACUCCUGGCAUCUAUCACGGGUGGAAAGCCAAAGGUGCUCUUCGUUAGCAGGACAUCAUGGUUCGUAUACCCACAUUCUGUUCUGAACGUGGAAGAAAAAAGUCUUCAAGACCCUGGAGAGGGCAGCCCCCUCUAUCCAAAGUGGUUCACGAAGGCUCCUAAGAAUGGAGAAGAGGUUGCUUAUAUUCUCCUAAACACAUUCGAUCCAGACGCUCGCAUCAAGAACUUGCGACACAGAGCUUACGAGCGUAACGACGAAGUUAGGGAAGCUCUUAGUCAGAAGAAUACCCCUUGA
This is a messenger RNA of Fusarium fujikuroi IMI 58289, 354 nucleotides long. RefSeq lists its product as uncharacterized. The record is from RefSeq and is a predicted model, not a curated record. Lineage: Eukaryota; Fungi; Ascomycota; Sordariomycetes; Hypocreales; Nectriaceae. The coding region runs from base 1 to 354 and encodes 117 amino acids. The transcript has a single exon.